CAUGUCCGCCAUAAUGGUGAUUGGAAAAAUCACAAAGACUGGUACGAACCGGGCAAGCUUGCCGACGACCCGAGACUGGAAAAUGAAUAUGUCAGGCUGUGCCCGGACAGACUCUGGAUCCGAUAGCAAGGCUGGUAAAUAUUUGAGCUCUUCCAAAUGGAAUAACCGGAGCAUCUUGAUAAAUCGUUUCUUCUUCUUCUUCUUCAGAAUACUUGAUAUUAUUGGGCGACUACUUACAUGUUUGCUUUCGCAGGAUCCGAACGGAGACGGGCUCGUCAAGGGUGGUGAGAUUGUCUCGGGAGUACCCCAUGUGAAUCUGAAGACUUUGCGAUCCCCUGAUAUCAACGGUGAUGGUAGGGCGGGCUACGUGUAUAUCGGUGAGGGAGGCACUUUAAAGCACUACAUGAAUGUCGGAUCUGUUGGCGGACAGGACGUUAUAUUCUACGCUCAAGGUGAAAUCGCCACCGGUGCAGUCGAUGAUAUGUCAAGGCUUGUGUUUGCUAAUAUAAAUGGCGAUGGAAGAGAUGGUCCUGCCAAGACCAUCGCCCAGAGCAUUCACCAUAAGCCCAGCUCCAUUAGACUGGCUGGCAUGGACAGAUUAAUAUUUCUCGUUAUUGUAGAGAUGGAAAAGACGACUAUGUCUUCAUCGGCGAUCAUGGUGCCCUCAACGUCUGGUAAUCGCGGCACCAUUGACAACAGCAUGACCAUUGAUGGUUUACGGUUUGCCAAGCUUGCCCUCGACCCAAAAACGAGCACUCCAAAUAUUUUGAGAGCACUGCAGCUCGAACUUGGAAACAAUUCGUCAGACUCGUCGGGCUGGUUUUGGUACAAUGUCCUUACGGGGAAGUAUGCUGCAUCCAGCACAGCGCCUGCUAGCCGAGUUCUGUUUGGGGAAUCGACAGAUGGAUUCGACGACUACCCUACUCUUGACCCAAAGACUGGAGAGCUUAAGGCCUAG
Molecule: messenger RNA, 958 nt
Organism: Trichoderma atroviride IMI 206040
Lineage: Eukaryota; Fungi; Ascomycota; Sordariomycetes; Hypocreales; Hypocreaceae
Source: RefSeq, a predicted model, not a curated record